UAUCUGAUAAUGUAAUAAGUAGUUUGGAUGAGUGCAAUGAGUUUAUUGGACUGAUCAAGGGUUUGUAUGGCGCUGAGUGGCUUAUGUACAAGAGACAUAGGAGAUUGAACAUUGACUUUAUUUGACAUGAGCUCAGAAGAGGGCUGCUCCUUUUAUUAGCCACUCCUGUCAAAGCAGGUAAAGCCUGACACAGCUUCAUGAUCACAAGAGAACAACAGAACACAGCACUGACACGCUGAAGAGAACAUUUAUCUACAUCAACAACUGCACUGUGGAGAAGAAAACUUGAAAUGAACUUGUUCAACUCUGCUCUUGGGGAAAACAUCACUUUUGUGCGUCCUGCAUAUUUCAUAAUAAGUGGUUUAUCUGACAUCCCAAAUAUCAAGUAUUACUAUGUCUUUCUCUUUUUUGUUUAUAUUGUGUCAGUACUGGGAAACACAGCUGUAAUGGUUGUAAUAAUCAUGGAUCAUAAUCUGAGAACUCCAAAAUACAUUGCAGUUUUUAACCUUGCAUUUGUGGACCUGUUUGGUAGCUCUGCUCUGGUGCCUAAACUUCUUGACAUUUUUCUGUUUAACCAUCCCUACAUCCCGUACAAUGACUGCAUGGCAUUCCUUUUUUUCUGCUACACCUGCCUUUCAAUGCAGGCUCUUAAUCUGGUCGCACUCGCCUAUGACAGACUUAUAGCUAUCAUCUUCCCACUGCACUAUCAAGUGAAGGUGACCCACAGGUCCAUGCUGUCUUUGAUUGCCUCUUUCUGGGUUUUGGUCAUUACUGCUAUACUUACUGCAGUUGGCCUUCUUACAAGACUUUCCUACUGUAAGUCUGUGGUCAUUAAUAGCUAUUUCUGUGACCAUGGCCAGAUGUACAAGCUUGCCUGCAAUGACUAUUUUCCUAACACUGUCAUUGGUAUGUUGUUACCACUUCUAAUUCUUUGGCUUCCACUGGUAUUUAUCUUGUUAAGUUAUUUAUAUAUUGGCUAUACAUUGUCUAAAGUAUCCACAGUUCACGAAAGAGUGAAGGCCUUUAAAACCUGCACAGCUCAUCUUUCAUUAGUGGCAAUCUAUUUCAUCCCAGUAUUAAUCACAUUUACUAUGAGUGCACGUAUACAUCCAGAUGCCAGGAUCAUAAACCUGUCUCUGACCUCUGUCUUCCCCCCCAUGUUGAACCCGAUCAUUUAUGUUUUGCAGACAAAAGAAAUCAAACAAUCUGGGAAAAAAAUAUUAAAAAUCAGAAAGCGAUCCAAAAUUACAGUGAAGAAAGUAAAUAUAAAAUGACCAUUUCUGUGUAUUUUGUGCCUUCUGUUUAGGACAUGUAAAUUACAGUAAAGUAGUGUGAAAGCAUUGAAAAAACAGCUCUUGUGAUGAACAGAUACUUGUGUAACAUCCCACAAAUGAUUCAACAUGAAAUUCAAAAUACAAAGUAAAUAAAUAACAUAAUAUAAAUACAAUAAAUAAUCUAGUUUGAAAUCAAUUUGAGAUCGAAUAACAAUUUCAAAAAUUGGUAAGAACUAGUCGGCAGUGUGACACAUUUACAACUACAAAAAGACUAGUUUUCUGCUAACUGUUUUAACUUUUGCUUGUGAUUGUGUGAUAACUUCAAAGACA
Molecule: messenger RNA, 1604 nt
Organism: Micropterus dolomieu (smallmouth bass)
Lineage: Eukaryota; Metazoa; Chordata; Actinopteri; Centrarchiformes; Centrarchidae
Product: olfactory receptor 146-like
Exons: 1
Coding region: 291-1274 (327 amino acids)
Biological process (GO): G protein-coupled receptor signaling pathway
Cellular component (GO): membrane
Molecular function (GO): olfactory receptor activity; G protein-coupled receptor activity
Source: RefSeq, a predicted model, not a curated record